This is a messenger RNA of Ipomoea nil (Japanese morning glory), 449 nucleotides long. RefSeq lists its product as uncharacterized. The coding region runs from base 59 to 433 and encodes 124 amino acids. Lineage: Eukaryota; Viridiplantae; Streptophyta; Magnoliopsida; Solanales; Convolvulaceae. The transcript is spliced from 2 exons. The record is from RefSeq and is a predicted model, not a curated record.
AGAGCUAAUACGUCAUUUUCAACAUUUAACAUUUCAGGUUGUUAGUAAUUAACAUUUAAUGUUGUUAUUAAUUAACACUUACCUCUUAAUUCCAGGUUCCAGUUCAAGUGUCAGUCUAGGUUCCCCUUCAAGAGGCAGUCCAAGUUCCCCUUCAAGAGGCAGUCAGGUUCUACCAGUGAGGGUUCCAAUUCAAGAGCCAUUCCAGGUUCCAGUUCAGGUGCCAGUUCAGGUGCUAGUUCAGGUUCCCCUUCAAGAUGCAGUCCAGCCUGAUGUUGUUACUCAGCUUGAGGUGGAAGAUAAUCAAUGGGAGAUUCCAGAUGAUGUUUUGGAUGCUCAUUGGCAUCAUAUUGAGGGCAAUGAUGGAGGCAUUACAAGUGUUAGAGAGAAUCCACCAAAAAAACCAAGAAGGAACAAACUCCCAACCAAGAAGUAGCAUACAAGAUCAGGAG